This is a messenger RNA of Racocetra persica, 255 nucleotides long. The record is from the annotation of a GenBank genome assembly. Lineage: Eukaryota; Fungi; Glomeromycota; Glomeromycetes; Diversisporales; Gigasporaceae.
UUCCCGGUUGGCCGUAUUCAUCGUUAUUUGAAAAAGCGAACUCUGAAUAAUGCACGUGUUGGCGCGAAAGCUGCCGUUUAUUCAGCUGCUAUUCUAGAAUAUCUUACAGCAGAAGUUCUCGAAUUAGCAGGAAAUGCGUCUAAAGAUCUGAAAGUCAAACGUAUCACGCCACGUCAUCUACAAUUAGCAAUUCGAGGUGAUGAAGAACUAGACACGCUGAUUCGAGCUACAAUCGCUGGUGGUGGUGUUUUACCA